CCAAGUUUAAAGAGCUGUUUACUUAGGGACAACUGAGAAUGUGAGCAGGUCAUACGCUCAGGACUGCAACUAUCUGCUAUUGCCCUCUCCACUGUGCAUGUUUCUGGAGCCUGACGUUAGAAAGCCAGCAAGAAACAAGACUCAACCGAACCCGAUUUCCUGCUCCUCCUUUUUAUGAGUGUUUCUGUGGGUUCUUCAUCUUCUUUUUGUACCUGGGAGGGCAGCCCAGCAAAGGGCAGGAGAAAAUGACUGUCCCAAGGCUGAGGCGAGGCAACCAGCUGCUGUUCCUGGGCAUCAUGAUCCUCAUGAUCAUGGUCAUCUCCCUGCUGUUCUACGCUCUCCUCUGGAAGGCCGGCAACCUCACUGACUUGCCCAACCUGAGAAUCGGCUUGUACAACUUCUGCCUGUGGAACGAGGGCAGUGGCUCCCUACAGUGCUACCAGUUCCCUGAGCUGGAGGACCUGGGGGUGCCUCGGGUUGGCCUGGCCCUGGCCAGGCUUGGCGUGUACGGGGCCCUGGUCCUCACCCUUUUUGUCCCCCUGCCUCUCCUCCUGGGCUGGUGCAACAGUAACGAGGGAGAGUGGCAGCUGGCGGUGGGCUUCCUGGCAAUGUCCUCCGUAUUGCUGGCCAGCGGCCUGGGCAUCUUCCUCACCUGCACAUGGAAGUGGGUCAGGCUCUCCCUCCUAGAGCCUGGGUUUCUAGCUCUGGGCUUUGCCCAGGCUUUACUCAUCAUCCUGCUUAUGGCCACAGUUGUGUUCCCUCAGAGGGCAGAGAAGGAUGAGAGCAAACCUGAGAGCCGCUAGUCCUGUCUAAACGCUUACAUGAUUGCAAGGGUUCAGUUUGAACUAUGCUCAGAGAAGGUGCCAGAGAAUUCAUGAGCUGGUAUGUCUUCUCAGCCAUCCUGUUUCAUAGCUACUGCUGAUCUCAAGCUCUAGCAGACGGGACCCACCGCAGAGAAGGUGGACCUAGUCAAGGAGGCCGAGAGGCAGCAAGGGCGGCUGGGGCACCUGCGGCUUCUUAGCGUAGGGCUGUCUGUCCUCUGGGACUUGCAAGGUUCCCCAGGACUCUCUAAAACCACAUAGCUCAUUGUCAUGAGAAUUCCUGCUUUAAUUAACUGAUCCAAGAAAGCCAUUCUUAGUUUAUCCUCAGGAUGGAGGGGAGAUAAGGAUUCCUGUCAUGGGGCCAGAUUUCCAGGGUGAGCUGCCAAAUGCCAAACUGAAAUCCCAUGAAGGUUUAUGGCCACAUGGGGGACACUGCAAGAGAGAGCACCUCAGUGUCUUCGGGGCCCUGGCUAGCAAGCUCCUGUCUCCAUUUGUGGUGGGUGGGAUGUGAAGACUCCUCUCCUGUGCUGCCACUCCCAAAGGCCCAGGAAUGAUUUCUGAGAGAUUCACUGAAGACAGAAUACAAGGGCACAAAGAGAAGCCUUGUGGCUUCAAAGGUUCCCCUGAAAAGGCUUCUGGACUUAAGCCAGACAGAGGAGAGGAGUCAGCUGGCAAAUCACUCCU
Ceratotherium simum simum (southern white rhinoceros) is the source of this 1505-nucleotide messenger RNA. It is a transcript of the gene TMEM140, whose product is annotated as transmembrane protein 140. The record is from RefSeq and is a predicted model, not a curated record. NCBI's taxonomy places the organism in Eukaryota, Metazoa, Chordata, Mammalia, Perissodactyla, Rhinocerotidae.